AGCUAGACGACUGCUAGUCUCACGACUAGUCCACUGACUCGAGUCUAGUCCAUCCCAAAUUUUAUUCCUCCGACUCCAUCAUGGCUCCAUCGCCGGUCUCCUAUCGCUCUGGCCGCCAAAUAAAUACACUGGCGCAUCCGAGCAGUCGAAUGCAGAGGAUCCGACCCGGCAAUCCCAACCCUAAGCACAACAGCCAGUCCUCAUGGACCAUCCACCGUUAAUCCCCCAACGGGGCCCGCAAGUGCCUCUACUGCGUCAGAUUCUUAAUGGACUGGGGUGCAUCCUCAUCCUGCCUCUUUACUACUACCUCACCGCCGCCACCCGCCAUCCCCUCACGCUCGAUCUGUUAUUGACCAUCCUGGCCGCGGAGUACAACCGCUUCACCAACGAGCGCCGCCGGCGCAACUUCUACCAGCAUGAUGCGGCCGACCCCGAGAAGCCGCGCGUGCCGGCCGGGCCGGACUGCAUGGCCGCGGUGGUGGGCUACCGCGAGGACCCGGGGCUGUUCGCGCGCGCGCUGAACAGCUACCGGGCGGCGGAGGGCUGUCGGUUCAUGCUGGUGGGCAUCGACGGCGACGAGGCGGCGGACAUGGAGAUGGUGCGCGUGUUCCAGAGCAUCUACCCGGCCGCGCCGACAAUCCACCUGGACGAGCCGUUCGGCGACCUGGCCAUGCGCACGUUCGACAAGCUAGCCACGGCGGACCUGCACUCGUCGCCGGUCGAGACGUACCAGCUGGCGAGCAUCGCGCACUGCUGCGAGCUGGCGCGCACGAUCCUGGCGGACCACGGCAUCGCGCCGGGCCCCGGCGCAUCGGCGCAGCUGUGUCUCUUCCAGCCGCACCAGAGCAAGAAGGCCAUCAUGUUCACCUCGUUCAUCUUCAGUCUGGUGAUCGCCGACGCCUGGGGCCUCGAGUACCUGUGGUCGUCCGACUCGGACACGCUGGUGUCGCCGCUCUCGCUGCGCCGCACCGUCGAGACCAUCGCCGGCGACCCGACCGUCGGCGGCGGCAGCUCCGGCCUGCUGGUGCACAAUGCCGGCGACUCGACUGUUGCUCAGCUGGGCAGCAUCGUCUACUGGUGCGAACUGUACCUCACGCGCUCCGUGGCCACCUCUGCUGGCACCAGCGACUGCCAGAGCGGACCUAGCACCGCGUUCCGUAUUGCCGCGCUGCCAGGCAUAUUGUAUCCCUGGUAUACGCAGACGGUGCUCGGCCAUCGCAUGGUCGUCAACGAAGACCGGCAUCUAACUACUAAUCUCCUCCUCCGCGGCUGGACUGUCACUUAUGUCUCCGACACACUCACCGCUACCGACACCCCCACCAACUUGCGCAAAUGGAUCCUCCAACAGGUCCGAUGGUCCCGAUCAGGCCACAUCGAAUCCCUCCAAUCCCCAAGACUCUACCUCCUCACGAACCCACUAUUCUUCUGGGCCGCCAUAAAACGCGAAGCCGGACCGCUACUCGGCAUGGGCUAUAUCCUAUACUACCUACUAACAGGCGCAAGCCUGGCGUACUUCUCCUGGACGGAUCUGGGCGUGCGGCUCUUGUACACGAUCAUCUACAACGUCUUCCGGAACCCAGAUCGCGGGGUGCGGCGGCUGGUCCUCUGGGUCGGGCUGUUGCCUGCGCUGUUGUUUUAUAAUGUCCCGUUGCCGGUGGUGCAUUUUUGGAGUGCGGUUACGGUUAUGGAGGAUGGGUGGGGGACAGCGAUGCGGUCGCCCGCUGGGAUGUGGAAACGGUGGAAUGAGCUUGGUUUCUUUGUCGUUUGGAUGGGCGUCGUGGCUGGUGUCGCCGCCAGAAUUAUGGCCGGCCAUCUCGGCUACGAGGUGCUGCAGACUGAGAGGGCCGUUUGGGGCGCCGUGCUUGCCGGUUUUGCGGGCACGUUUUACGGCUUGGUCGUCAGGGAGUAA
Aspergillus homomorphus CBS 101889 is the source of this 1909-nucleotide messenger RNA. Its product is annotated as chitin synthase. Gene Ontology annotation, molecular function: hyaluronan synthase activity. Gene Ontology annotation, biological process: extracellular matrix assembly; hyaluronan biosynthetic process. The record is from RefSeq and is a predicted model, not a curated record. Lineage: Eukaryota; Fungi; Ascomycota; Eurotiomycetes; Eurotiales; Aspergillaceae. The transcript is spliced from 5 exons. Bases 203 to 1909 code for a protein of 568 amino acids.